Molecule: messenger RNA, 2883 nt
Organism: Rattus rattus (black rat)
Lineage: Eukaryota; Metazoa; Chordata; Mammalia; Rodentia; Muridae
Gene: Hacd3
Product: 3-hydroxyacyl-CoA dehydratase 3
Exons: 11
Coding region: 185-1273 (362 amino acids)
Biological process (GO): very long-chain fatty acid biosynthetic process; sphingolipid biosynthetic process; fatty acid elongation
Cellular component (GO): endoplasmic reticulum membrane
Molecular function (GO): 3-hydroxyacyl-CoA dehydratase activity
Source: RefSeq, a predicted model, not a curated record
GCUCCCUCCCCCGUCCUCACUGCGCAAGCGCGGGCCGCGAGCGUGGAGCAUCUCGAGACAGCCGGGCUGCGGGCUGCGGAGCGUGCGGGUUUGCGGCCUGCGUUCGGCUAGCUCCAGCGGCUCAUAGGCGGAGGUAACGAGGCGCAGCAAGCCGAGCCUCCCCGCUCCCGGGACAGCGUGGGCCAUGGAGACUCAAGUGCUGACGCCGCACGUCUACUGGGCUCAGCGACACCGCGAGCUGUAUCUGCGCGUGGAGCUGAGUGACGUGCAGAACCCUGCUAUCAGCAUCUCAGAAAAUGUGCUGCAUUUCAAAGCUCAGGGACACGGUGCCAAAGGAGACAAUGUCUAUGAAUUUCACCUGGAGUUCUUAGACCUCGUGAAGCCAGAGCCGGCAUACAGGCUGACCCAGAGGCAGGUGAACAUCACAGUCCAGAAGAAGGGGAGUCAUUGGUGGGAGAGGCUCACCAAGCAGGAGAAGCGCCCACUGUUUUUGGCCCCUGACUUUGAUCGCUGGCUGGAUGAAUCUGAUGCAGAAAUGGAGCUGAGAGCCAAGGAGGAAGAACGCCUAAAUAAACUCAGACUAGAAAGCGAAGGCUCCCCUGAAACUCUUACGAACUUGAAGAAAGGGUACCUGUUCAUGUACAACCUCGUGCAGCUCCUGGGCUUCUCCUGGAUCUUUGUCAACCUCACAGUGCGGUUCUUUAUUUUAGGAAAAGAGUCCUUCUAUGACACGUUCCACACCGUGGCUGACAUGAUGUAUUUCUGCCAGAUGCUGGCACUAGUGGAAACCCUCAAUGCCGCAAUUGGGGUAACGAAUUCCCCGGUGCUGCCUGCUCUCAUCCAGUUUCUUGGAAGAAAUUUUAUUCUGUUUCUCGUUUUCGGCACCAUGGAAGAAAUGCAGAACAAAGCCGUGGUUUUCUUUGUGUUUUACUCAUGGAGCGCAAUUGAAAUUUUCAGGUACCCCUUCUACAUGCUGUCCUGCAUUGACAUGGACUGGAAGGUGCUUACGUGGCUUCGGUACACCAUGUGGAUUCCCUUAUACCCCCUGGGAUGUCUGUCAGAAGCUGUCGCAGUGAUCCAGUCUAUUCCAGUAUUCAACGAGUCAGGAAGGUUCAGUUUUACUUUGCCAUAUCCAUUGAAGAUGAAAGUCAGAUUCUCCUUCUUCCUUCAAGUUUAUCUUGUAAUGUUAUUUUUAGGGUUAUAUAUUAACUUCCGUCACCUUUAUAAACAGCGCAGACGGCGGUAUGGACAAAAAAAGAAAAAACUCCACUAAGGAUAAAUUUGGUAGCUUCGUUUGAGCGGAAUCUGAUUCUUACUAUUUUACCUUCUUGUACUGAUGUAAGGGUUUUUUGUUUUGUUUUGUUUUUUAAAGUAAGGCUGUCUCUUUCCCCAGUAACAUUCCUGAAUUUACCUCUGUUACCUUAGUGCUGUACUUGCAUGACAUGGAUGUCGGUACCUGACGACAAGUCCCUUCUUAGGUAUUUAAUGACAAAGGUGGCCCUCCUCAUGUCUGUGCUCUUCCCUACAGUCAUUGUCUGUCUUCACAGUUAGGGCUUGGUCUUUCUGCUACUGCUUGUGAAAACCAAAAAAAACAAGACUACAUUUUCCAUUGUCAAGUGACCCGGUAUGUUUUAUAACCAAGCCGACACUUGUGUAGUGGGAUAGCACUGACUGUUUAAAAAUUGGGUACACAUGGUCACUGACAUUUUUUGAGUCAGAGCAGGGCUGGAAAACACUUUCUAUUUGAUGUCUUUUGGCUAAAGACAUCCAUUACUUUAGCACUUAGCAGGCAUCAAAAGAGGCAGAGUGAUUUAGAGAAAGCAAUCAGAACCUGGGAGCACCAUGACUCCUUCAUUCCUAGCUAAAUCAGAACUGCCUGCAACACUGGAGAAGGGAACAUUACUUGCAGAACAGAUUGUAAGUCCCAAUGUGAAUGGCUGCCGGGGUCAGAGGGAACAGGGAUGCAGGAGCCAGGCUGGAAUCAGCUGUGGUAAUGAUGCCGGCCCGUGGCCAGCACAGACACUGAAGUAGGCCAGACACACUUUCACGCUGUCUUGGGCUACACACACACACACACACACACACACACACACACACACACACACACUCUCUCUCAAUCUAUAAUUCUUGGGCUAGCUCAGUCCAUUUACUUGUGUAUUUCUCUGAGUGACUGGUGAGACUACUCUUUUGAACUAUUUUUCCUUGUUAUUAGUUGGGUUUUUUCCCCCCCUUUUUGUUUGUUUUUUAAGAUAGGGUUUUUCUGUAUAGCUUUGGCUUUCCUAGAACUCUCUCUGUAGACCAGGCUGGCCUUGAACACACAGAGCCUCUGCCUCCUGAGUGCUGGGAUUAAAGUCCAGAGCCACCAGAGCCGGUUUUGUUUUGUUUUUGGUAAAAACUGUAUGCAGUAGGAACCUGAGCUUGCAAAUCACCAGGAUUCCUGCAGGGAGCUCCCCAAAAGAGGAACUGGUUCAGAAUACAGAUCUUAGGGGCCACUGUACAAGAAAUCUCGAGUCUCUUCACCACAUUCCAUGUAAACCAAGUGGUGAAGUGACACGAGAAAAAAGAGCUCGAGGGUGGACGCUCCCAUCUUGUGUGGUUGAAAUGAGCCCAGAGUGGAUUAGCACUAAACUGGCUGCUUUGACACACCUCAUCUCACCCAAGUAUUUUCCAGGUCUGCAGCUUCUGUCAACGGUUGUUGUGUCACCUUCUGGCGCUCCUUCCACUGACUGUGGGGCAAACCUAGCAGUUCAGCUUUGCAGUCAGCUAUGCCGUAUCCCUGUGCAAAACCCCAUGUUCUAGUUGCUGUUAGGACCCCCUCUGUUGCUGUCUGAGAAAGUGAAAGAUUGUGUAUUUCUAUUAAAACAUUUACAGUCAAAAUCCUAA